Molecule: messenger RNA, 1641 nt
Organism: Ramularia collo-cygni
Lineage: Eukaryota; Fungi; Ascomycota; Dothideomycetes; Mycosphaerellales; Mycosphaerellaceae
Exons: 1
Coding region: 1-1641 (546 amino acids)
Biological process (GO): secondary metabolic process
Molecular function (GO): CoA-ligase activity
Source: RefSeq, a predicted model, not a curated record
AUGGCCAUUGGUACAUUCACCCUUGAAGGGGAGUGCCCUGACAUCUGCUCUUGGACUCUUUUCAGCGGCGAAUAUGACGAGCAGCGUCCGGUCCUGAUCGAUGCCGUCAACCCAUCUCGCUUCAUCACCAAGGCCACUGCCAUUCGGAUCGUUGCAUCUCUGGCUGGCGCCUUUCGACCGGAUAGCACCGUCUGUCUCCAUCUCGUCAACGAUAUCACCUAUCCUCUCCUGUACCUUGCCAUCCUCGCUUCCAAUGCGCGCUGGGUCGGAACGAACACUGCUUACACUGCUGCUGAACUUACCCACAUCUUCAAGACUUCCAACGCCGAAUACGUCGUCACAGACACCGAGCACCUCGACGCGGCCCGUUCUGCUGUACUUGAAAGCGGUACUGAUGCUGAGAUCAUUCUGUGGUCCGACGUUCUGGUCAACCAGKAUAGCCUUCCGAUACUGGUCAAGCCGUCUGAGAAGCSCCGAGCAUCCCUGAGCCAGCGAACUGUCCACGACUUGCAACACAACGGCACUCUUGAGACUCUCACGUCCGCUCUCCGAUGCAUCAAUGUCAACUCCACGGCCACUCUCAUGGGAACAAGCGGUACGACGGGUCUACCAAAGAUGGCCGCGCGGACUCACAAGGCGCACGUUCUCGAAUCAUUUGCCAUGGAAGACAAUAACUCGGCCAAGCCUUACCCGGUCAUCCGUCUAUUCUGCACGCCUAUCUUUCACGCCUUCUCCUCUCCGGACAUGCUUAUCAAUGCUCUCCGCUCUGGUCACAUGAGCUACUUCAUGAAGCGCUUCGACCUUGUCGUUUUCUCGGAUAAGAUCGCAGAGUAUGGCAUCACAGAGAUUUACGCUCCUCCUCCAAUCCUUGCUGCAUUACACAACAAGCCUGAUACUCAUCUGCAGAUCCAGUCUCUCCGUGGAAUCUACAGUGGAGGUGCGCCACUCAGUUUUGAACUUCGCCUCCGCUUCCUCAGCAUCUUCAAGGACAACCCAACCCCACCACACAUCCGUAUGGUCUAUGGAAUGACGGAGGGCGGAUGGUUCAGCAGCUUCAAAUAUCCUGUGAAUGACGCGACCGGCUCUGUGGGCCAUCUCAUCCCGGGUUACAAAAUGAAAAUGCUUACCACCGGUGAGCAUGCUUCGACACUGGACGACGGAACUGCAGUGGGGGUACUUUACAUCAAAGGCCCUUAUCUCAUGACCGGCUACUUGGGCAAUCCUAAAGCUACAACCGACGCUUUCGACGAAAACGGCUGGUUGGAGACUGGCGACAUCGGCUACAUCCGUGACUCCAAAAUCUACCUCGUGGACCGUGCUAAGGAUCUCAUCAAGUGGAAUGGAUGGCAGAUUUCUCCGGCAGAGGUAGAGGAUGCCCUUCUUAAAUCCAGCGACGUCACGGAUGCUGCGGUUAUCGGUGUGGACCACGAUCUCAAGGAGCAUCCGCUCGCCUUUGUGGUUCGUUCCAAUGACACUGUCACCGUGGAAUCACUCAAGGCUUUCCUCUACACCUGUCUGACGAAGUACAAGGUCACCAGCUUGGAGAUCAUCUUUGUCGAGCCUGAUUACAUCCCCAAAUCCACCACCGGCAAAAUCCUGAAAAAGGAGCUGCGGAAGAGCCCCUUGGUUGUCAAUCGCUAA